GCCUGAGAGGAGGGACGGGGAAAUGAAAGACUGUCUUGAAGCACGGGUGGCUCUGGUGCUGGUGUUGGUGGCUCUGUGCGUUCAGGACUCGGACUCGUCCAUGUUUUGGUUUGUCAAUGUUUUCUUUCCACCCGUCGGCCCUGAAGACGCGAAGCUAAACCAGAGUGAAGGAGCCCCUAUUGUAAUUGUGCCUGGGAAUAUUGGAAAUCAGCUGGAAGGGAAACUGAACAAGCCCAGCCUGGUCCAUUGGCUCUGCAUGAAGAAGACCCAUGACUAUGUCACACUCUGGCUCAACUUGAACACCUUCAUGCCGAUUGGAAUUGACUGUUGGAUUGAUAAUGUCAGACUUGUUUACAAUCAAACUACACGGAAAUCCACCAACGCACCUGGAGUGGAGACCCGGGUUCCUGGCUUUGGGAAAACCUUCUCUGUGGAACAUCUGGACAACAUCCAACUGACAGGCUAUCUGCACACGCUGGUGCAGUCCUUGGUGAACCUGGGCUACGUUCGAGAUGAGACUGUGCGGGCAGCUCCCUACGACUGGAGAUUCGCAUCAAUUGAACAAGAGGAGUAUUUCCACAAACUGAAGAACCUGAUAGAAGAAAUGUACACCUCUUACAGGAAGCCCGUGUAUCUGCUAGGCCACAGCUUGGGCUGCCUGCACCUCUUACACUUCCUGAACAACCAACCCCAAGCAUGGAAAGACAAGUUCAUUCAUGGAUUCAUAUCGCUCGGUGGGCUGUGGGGCGGAGCCAUUAAAUCGCUCAGGGUCCUGGCCUCAGGAGACAACUAUGGCGUGUCUCUUCUUCCACCCAUGAAGGUCCGAAUACAGCAACGAACAACCACAACUAACCCCUGGAUCCUGCCCACCAAGCAGGCCUGGCCCCCCGAGCACAUCUUCAUCUCCACGCCCACCUACAACUACACGUAUGAUGACUACAGAAAGUUCUUCAGUGAUAUCGAGUACGAGGACGGCUGGUUCAAGUGGCAGGACAGCAAAGAGCUGCUCUCUAACCUGCCCGCGCCAGGCGUGGAGGUUUACUGUGUGUACGGUAUCGGAGUGCCCACACCGGUGACUUACAUAUAUGACGAACACUUUCCCAACGCCCAGCCUGUGGGGUUUCUCUACGAAGACGGCGAUAACACCGUGAGCACCAGAAGCCUGUCUCUGUGCAAAGGAUGGAAGGAGCAGCAGAAGCAGAAAGUUCACGUCAUCGAGUAUCCUGGCCUGCAGCACUUGGAUAUAGUUUACAGCAACCAAACACUGACUCUCAUUGAGGAUAUUGUGCUGGGGUCCUAUUCCGAAUCCUAUUCUGAACGUCAACACGAACCUAGCAACUAGACCUCGGUGAUGGGACAAGGCAGGGCCAUGUCGCACAAUCCUUUCCAGUUCUUUAUCGAUACCAAACCCACAGCUUGGCCAGAAGCAGCUUUUUGCCUGGGGGAACGGUCAAAGCAUCCAAGGAACUCUUCAUUACAACAAUCCCAUUCUCUGCUAAAUCAGCGUCAGACUGGCUCAGUUGGUACUUUUGCUACUGAGUCAGGAGGUUUUAAGUUUAAGCUCCAUGUCGGGACUUUGAGCUCAUAGUCUGUCUCUCCAGUGCUGUGUUGAGGCAAAUCACAACAUCAUCGGAAGUGCUCUGUUUCGAAUAAGACGUUAAGCCAAUGUCCCGUCUGCCUGUUCAGGUGGACGUAAAGAUCCCACACCACUCUUCGAAAAAUGAAGAGAGUUUCCCUCAUCUGGUGUCUUGGCCAACAAUCCCCCAAAUACAAUUUAUAACUCACUUCAUGGCUGUUUGCAGACACUACUGUGCAUAAAUUGGCAGCCACAUUUGCCUAAAAAUACACAGGCACUACAUUGUACAGUACAUCCCAUGACAAACUUUGGAAUGUUUCAGAGUGUAAUAAGAGUUAACAUCAGAGGAAGAGAUUAUUAUUGUUAGAUUAUCUGCCAUCUACAACAUUCUAAUGUCAUUAAUAUUUAUAUGCAGAAAUUUUGGACUUUCCUAGCCAUAAAUUCUUGAAACCCGUCCAUUUAAACAGGAAUGAUUACUUCAGACAUGGUUUGGUUUUAGCAGUGAUUUCAAUAAAUGGGAUUUAUUCUCUGGGAAACCUAUCUUGUUUUUUUUAAAAAUCUUUGACAAUUUUUAAAGAAUCUCAAAGGCAACGUUGAGUUCUGUCUCAACUCUUUCAGCCUCUGGGCAAGGCUUACAGUUCUCAAGACAGACCAUUAGGUGGAGACAUUGUAAAGGAGGGAAGGACUGUAUUCUCAAUCUAUUGUGGCUGUAUUUUGUGGCAGCCAAAUUUUUGCACAGCAAUGUCCUACAAACAGCCAUGAACUGAGUGACCAAUUUUUUACUAGGCGGUUGUUGGACAGGACCUCCGACAAUGCAACACACCCUCAGCGCUGCAUUGGGAGGUCAGCCUCAACUCUGAGCUCGAAGUCUCUACGUGACCCACAACCUUCUGCCUAGGAGAUGAGGGUACUACCAACUGAGCUUGGGUUACACACAUAACUAGGGUGGAAUGUGUGGUGGGGGGGGAGGAAGCAGAAACAAUAUCUGGGUGUGCAAAACAAAUCAAAGGC
Molecule: messenger RNA, 2587 nt
Organism: Callorhinchus milii (elephant shark)
Lineage: Eukaryota; Metazoa; Chordata; Chondrichthyes; Chimaeriformes; Callorhinchidae
Gene: lcat
Product: lecithin-cholesterol acyltransferase
Exons: 6
Coding region: 23-1342 (439 amino acids)
Biological process (GO): lipid metabolic process
Molecular function (GO): phosphatidylcholine-sterol O-acyltransferase activity
Source: RefSeq, a predicted model, not a curated record